AUGGCGGAAAACGAUUAUCAUGCGAGCCAAGGUUAUAUCAAGCGGCUUGAGGUGGAAAAUUUCAAAUCCUACAAGGGUCACCACCGGAUAGGCCCCUUCGUGUCCUUCACCGCCGUGAUUGGGCCCAACGGCAGCGGCAAGUCAAACCUGAUGGAUGCCAUCAGCUUUGUCCUAGGCGUCAAGACAACGCAGCUGCGCGGCUCCUUGAAGGAGCUGCUCUACAGCGACGGCGGUGCAACGACCAACCCACAGCCGCGAAGGGGCUUUGUAAAGCUGGUCUAUGCUCUCCAGGAACGCAGCGACGGUGAUCAACGGCUUUCAGAACGAGAGCUGAGCUUCGCCCGGGUCAUCCUGCCAACCAGCUCCGACCAGGACGCGACCUUCAAAAGUGAAUAUCGAGUUGACGACCAGAUCGUCACAUGGGACGCCUAUUGCAAGAAGCUGGCCACGUUGGGCAUUCUGGUCAAGGUCCGAAACUUCCUGGUGUUCCAGGGUGAUAUCGAGGCGGUGGCCGCCAAAAGCCCUCAAGGCCUCACCACCCUGUUCGAGCAAAUCAGCGGCAGUGAGGCGCUGAGGGCUCGCUUCGAUGAGCUGCUCGGAGCUAGGUCCCAGGCCGAGGAGAAGGUGAGUCUGCUGUUCGCGAAGCGCAAGCAGAUUCUUGCCGAGCUGAAGGCAAAGAAGAGGGAGAAGGAGGAUGCGGAGAAGCACGCCAAGGCACUGGAGGAGCUGCGCGGUCUCAAGUCCGAUAUGGCUGUCUGGCAGCUGGCUGUGGAGGGUCGUAGUCUGUUGGAGGCCGUGGACGACCAGCGCCAGGCGGAGGAGGCGCUGGCAGCACUGCAGGUAGAAACCAACCGUCGAGCUGCCGCCGGUUUCAAGAAGGAGAUUGCGCUGUUGGAGAAGAAGCUGAAGAAGGUGCAACAGGACCGGGACAAGAAGAGCCCCGCCCUGCUGAAGGCCAAGGAGGAGCUGUCCCGCCUGGUUCGCAACAUCCGAAUCGGUCAGAAGGCCCUGACUGACAAGGACAAGCAGGUGGCGGACCAGGAGCGCAAGAUCAAGAAGCUGGAGGCGGACCUGAAGCAGGUCCAGGUGGGGACCGAGACCACCCGUCAGGCCGGUGAGCGGAAAACCCUGGAGGCGGAGCAGGAGACCGACAGAGAGCAGCUCUCCCAGCUGCAGACCCAGAUCGAGCAGCUCCGAAACCGUGCCGCCCAGUUGCGGUCCCAGGCGGAGGAGGUCCGGGUCCGCAGUGAGGCCAGUCAGGCGGAGCUAGCGGAGGCCAAUGCCGCCCGUCAGCGGCUCCAACUCGACCAGGAGCGCCUGGAACGGGCUCUGGAGAACAUACGGAUGGACCGCAACCAGAGCCGGAGGGAUCGGGAAAUAUCGGAGAUGGCGGAGAGACUCAAACAGCGCUUUCCGGGCACCGUGUACGGCAAGUUGGUUACCCUGGCUAAGCCCAUUCAGAGUCGUUAUCAGUUGGCCUUGUCGGUGGCGAUGCAGAGGGACCUGGACAGUGUGGUGGUUAACAAUGAGGCAACCGCCUCGCAGUGCAUCCAGAUCCUCCGUGACGAGAAGAAGCCCACCAUGAAUUUCCUGCCAUUAGACUUCCUAAAAGUGAAACCCGUGAAUGAGCGGUUACGGCAGUUGGGUCCCGGAGCCAAGUUGGCCAUUGAUCUGUUGGACAUACCCGACCGCCGCAUGGAGCGGGCUUUUCAGUUCGCAUUGGGCGACACGGUCAUCUGUGAGGAUGAGGACCACGCCCGGGAUCUGGCGUUCGGAGGUCAGCGGCUCAAGGUGGUGACCCUGCAGGGCACCCUCAUCGCCAAGAGGGGAACUAUGACAGGCGGCAGUGCUCCCCCCGAGGCUCGAGGUGCUCGCUGGGACGAGGGCGAGCUGACUCGCCUCCGCAGGGAGCUGGAGGAGGUGCUGGCCUCCCUGGAGCGACUGCCCACCUCCCGCAGCCUGACGGAGGCGGAGCAGGUGCUGGCGGGGGAGAUGGGGGCGCUGAACAGCAAGAUCAAGUACGCGGAGGCAGAUGCCAAGGAGUCCGGCAGCCGGGCCGCGGGUCUGCUGGCCCAGGCUGAGCGAGCCGAGGCGGAGGCGGACCGUAAGGCCCCCGAGGUACAGCAGCUGCAGACGCGGAUGGAGGCGCGGGCAGGGAAGAUUCAGCGGCUGACUGACGCCAUCAACCGCGUGACCGACCGCGUCAUGGCGGACUUCUCCCGUCGGGUGGGGGUCAGCUCCAUCCGGGACUGGGAGGAGCGGCAUGCCAGCUUUGAGGCCAGUGUGCAGGAACGGAGAAGGGAACUCACACAGAGGCGCACACACACGGAGUCUCAGCUCGAGUACGAGCGGUCGCUGCUGGCCAAGCUGCGGACCGCCGCCAAGGACGCGGCGGAGGAGCUGUCGGAGCACUCGGCCCGUCAGGCGGUGCUGGAGAAGGAGGCGGCGGCGGCGCAGGCUGCGACGGCGGAUGUGGAGGUGGAGGUGAAGGCCCUGACGGACAAGAUGGACGAUCUCAGGAACAAGGUGGCGGCGGAGGAGGAGCGUAUUGCCGAGUUGCAGCGGUCCGCCUCCGACCUUGUACGGCGCACUGCGGAGCUGCGGCGCGGAGCCAGUCGCGCGGGGCUGGCGGUGGAGGACAGAGCCACCAGAAUGCUGGACGUGGUGAAUUCGGCACGACUCGAACAGGUCAAGCUGCCCCGUAAACGUCGAACGACCGAAUCGGAGGACGACGAGGAGGAUGAAGACGAGGAGAUGGCGGACCAGGAGGCGGGAGCUACCGCCCGGGGCGGUGGCGCGUUUAUUGACCUGGAUGCGCUCGUAGCGGGCAUCGGCGGCGGCGAGGAUGGGGGCGAGACCGCCACGGCGGAGGGCUCAGCUGGCGGCGGCAGCGGCGCCGGCGGCAGCAGCGGCGAAGGCCCUCCCUCGACUCGUGCUCUGGCAUCCGCCAUGUCGGAGCUUGUACGGCAGCUGGACACGUCCCGUCUUAGCAGGCAGCAAUUGGCCGCCGAAACCGCCCGUGAGCGCGAGCGUGUGGUUUCGGAGCUCCGAGACCGCAUCACCGCACUGCAGUCUGAGCUGGACAAGGCGGCUCCCAACAUGCGGGCGGUGGAGCAGUACGGCGCUGUCAAGGAGCGCGAGAGGGAACAGCUGGCCGCCCUCCACGCGGCUCAGGCGGAGGCCACCAGCGCCGCGGAGGAGUUCAACCGGGUUCGAACACAGAGACAGGACCUCUUCAGUGCGGCCUUCAAACACAUCUCGGAGCAGAUCAGCUCCAUCUACAAGGACCUCACUCGCAGCUCCACCCACCCGCUGGGGGGUCAGGCGUACCUGCACCUGGAGAACGAGGAGGAGCCGUACGCGGGGGGAAUCAAGUACACGGCCAUUCCCCCCGCCAAGCGCUUCAGGGACAUGGAGCAGCUCAGCGGAGAAUUUCUACGAGAAGGCGGAUCUGCUGGUCGGCGUGUGCCGGGACUCGGAGAGGGGCUGCAGCAAGACCCUCACCUUUGA
Molecule: messenger RNA, 3510 nt
Organism: Volvox carteri f. nagariensis
Lineage: Eukaryota; Viridiplantae; Chlorophyta; Chlorophyceae; Chlamydomonadales; Volvocaceae
Gene: smc1
Product: structural maintenance of chromosomes protein 1
Exons: 24
Coding region: 1-3510 (1169 amino acids)
Biological process (GO): sister chromatid cohesion
Cellular component (GO): nucleus; cohesin complex; chromosome
Molecular function (GO): ATP hydrolysis activity; protein binding; ATP binding
Source: RefSeq, a predicted model, not a curated record